Messenger RNA from Ceratina calcarata, 2183 nucleotides. Its product is annotated as zinc metalloproteinase nas-4. Lineage: Eukaryota; Metazoa; Arthropoda; Insecta; Hymenoptera; Apidae. The coding region runs from base 647 to 1534 and encodes 295 amino acids. Gene Ontology annotation, molecular function: metalloendopeptidase activity; zinc ion binding. The record is from RefSeq and is a predicted model, not a curated record. The transcript is spliced from 4 exons. Gene Ontology annotation, biological process: proteolysis.
UAUUUCGCUACCUCAACUGGCAAUGACAAUCGCUUCUUUCUUCCGCGUCUAUAAAUACGAUCUCUCAUUCCACUCGAAUCGAAAUCACUGAACCAGCCAGCUAUUUUUGUACAGAGGAAAUGAAAAUACGUGAGAUUACACUUUAUUGUUAUUUAAUCAUCGUCCGAAUGAACGAGAAGCGGUACUAAUUGAUUAUGAUAAUGUCUCAUAAAUUAUUUCGUACAUAAUUUUGUACAUAACUCGUCGACGACCGAUCGAUGCGAUUCCCCCGUUUGAGAGAGUCGCUAAAAAAAAGAAACAUCUCAUCGCUUAUGAAAGACGAAAUAUUAUUUAUUGCCCUGGCGAUUAUCCUCGUGAUACUCCUCCGCGAUCGACGUUCCACGAGCCAAACAUCGCCUGGCGAACGCGCCGCGGGAGCCUUCGGAGGAGCCGACCGGGGAAUCUCGGCUUCCUGUUACCCAAAGUCCACGGUUAUCAGCGAGCGUCCCCGAUCGCUUCCGCAUCGAGCGGAAGUAUCGAGUAGAUCCCGCGGGUGGGGUUCCCUGGGUGCGUAUAAAGCCGGUGAGAACCGUGCAAUUUUCGUCAGUGGAACAGUACCGGAGAGCAGCGACGAUCCCUUUUCAAACGUAUUCCUUGCGAAGAAGUCAUGACUCGUUGUUCGGUCGCUUGUCUCCUCGUUUUACUGUCGUCGACAUACGCCUGGCCGUUCCGUCGCCGGGACGUGCUGGACAACUCGGUGGACAGUCCCGGUAGCGUGAUCGCUCAUCUGCAACAUUUCGGGGCGAUGUUGUACCGAUUCCCGGACAACGAGACCGGGGCGAUGGUGGCCAACUGGCACGAGGGCUGGGAUCGAAAUCCGGAAGAGCUCGGUAACUAUGCGGAGGGUGACAUCCUGUUCCCACCGCAGCUGGAGAAGAACGGGCUGAAGGCGGAAUCCGCUCGGUGGCCCGGCGGCGUGGUGCCUUACAUGCUCAGCCCUUAUUUCAACGCGGAGCAGAAGGAUCUGAUUCACGAAGCUAUGAACGAUUACCACAAGUACACAUGCAUCAAAUUCAAGCCGUACACCGGCGAGGAGAACGAUUACAUCAGGAUCACGGCGGGUAAUAGCGGUUGUUGGAGCAGCGUGGGAAGGGUCGGCGGGCGACAGGACGUGAACCUUCAGGUACCAGGGUGUCUGGUGAAAAAGGGUACAGUCAUCCACGAGCUGAUGCACGCCGUCGGAUUCCUGCACGAACAGAGCAGAUACGAGCGGGACGAGUUCGUCACGAUCCAGUGGAACAACAUCUUGAAAGGCCAUUCUGGGAAUUUCGAGAAGGCCUCGAGGGAGACUACGGACGCGUUCGGCGUAGGAUACGACUACGGCAGCGUGAUGCACUAUUCUGCGAACGCGUUUUCCAGGAAUGGGCAGCCCACCAUUGUGCCAAAGGGUACUGCAAAGUCCCAACUGGGUCAGAGACAAGGGUUCAGCAAGAGGGACAUACAGAAGAUCCGCAAGAUGUACAAAUGCAACAAGCGCCGACGAAGCAGCUAUUGAUUACCGGGCCUGCGAGCUCUUCUCCGGAGCAAAGGGAAUCGUGAAUCUAGUCCUCUACAAUAUAUCUAUACGUGUAUUACCGUGUUACUUUUAAAGUGCAUCCGAUCGGCGAACAGAAUUUCGCGGCGGAAAUGGCAAAUCGAUAUCGACGACGAAGAGAGACCUGCUUUUUUAUAUCUGCUUCCGUGUGUAAUGUGUGUGUGUGUGUGUGUGUGUGUGCGAAUCGAUAGUUUUUGCGUAAUUAAUGUUUCCGACGUUCUAAUCAGAUAGGCUGGAUAAAUAAAUGCGUUCUUUCAAAAUCUCUGUUUUAUUCAGCCUUUCACCAACGCUUUGAUCUUUUAUAAUAAUUUUCUUGGUAAUAUUAUAUAUGCAUGAAUGCACGCACGUUUCAUGCGAGUUUAAUAGGAUUCGGAAUCGGAAAUGGUUCGCCGAUUUUAAUAAAAUUUCAUUCGUCGAUUAAUAAACGGGCGGGUUGUGCGAUCCGUUGGCGUACAAUAUGCACAGAUGCAAAUGCACUGUUUAAAUAUAGAUAAUAUACGCUGUCGUGCGUCGUUUCAUGCGGGACAGCAGGAGGAAAAAAAGGAAGGGACGCGGAAAACAGAAAAGAGCCGAUAGAAUAUGAAACACUAUGCAUACACGUGGCCUUCUC